Messenger RNA from Dibothriocephalus latus, 272 nucleotides. NCBI's taxonomy places the organism in Eukaryota, Metazoa, Platyhelminthes, Cestoda, Diphyllobothriidea, Diphyllobothriidae. The record is from the annotation of a GenBank genome assembly.
ACGAACGACUGGCUUUCCUCAAUGAGGAGCUGCUACGCAUUCGUGAUCACGUGGAACGCAAAAACCUCCUCAACGCGAUCCCCUUCGCCCAGCGUCCCAACCAAAUCCCCUCCACGGUGAACAGCACCACCACCACAUGUGGUGGGGCCUAUGGUGGUGCUGGUGCUCCCUUCGAGUCACCCUACCUCGAGAAUGGCCGCUGCUGUUGGCCGGGUUGCCAACACACCAACACCUCCGCAUCCUCCUGUUCCUCUCCGGCCGCCCUUGCAACG